This is a messenger RNA of Perkinsus marinus ATCC 50983, 1044 nucleotides long. RefSeq lists its product as hypothetical. The record is from RefSeq and is a predicted model, not a curated record. The coding region runs from base 1 to 1044 and encodes 347 amino acids. The transcript is spliced from 10 exons. Lineage: Eukaryota; Perkinsozoa; Perkinsida; Perkinsidae. Gene Ontology annotation, biological process: tRNA methylation.
AUGUCGAAGGUGCAGCGACUGGACGAUGAUACUGCUGAUGUUAAAACAGCUCUGAAGCGGAUGUCUCGCAAACAGCGAAGGGAAGCCCUACGGAAACAGCGAGAGGGGGCGAAAGCCAAGGGAGAUGAAGUCGUCCAUUGUGACUUUUGGGUAGCAGCAAAGCACCGGUAUUGUAAAUUCCAACCAGCAAAAGGCUCAACUAAGUGCAGUGUCCAUCAAGAUGAUGCUGAGGGGGAUAAGAAGCGAGUCCCAUGCCCGAUCGAUCCAAAUCAUACAGUGUACGAGCGGAAUCUCGAGAAGCAUAUCGCUGUGUGUAGUAAAACGAAGGAUAACGACUUCAUUAAAAGACAACCACUUUACGAUGAGGGAUAUAAUAUACCCGAGGGAAAGAGGCCAGAUCCUACACUAGAUGGUGUUUCUAUUACCAAUGGUGAUAAUGAGGAUGAGGACGCUGUGAGAAAGUUAACCGAUGAGCUCAGGAAGGAUAGCACUACUGAGAGAAUCGAUAUUGAUGGUAAAAGAGAAUACCGCUCUUCAUUGAGUAUGGUUGUGGUAAAGGCGGGCUCUCACGUUGGGUUAUGGAGUAUCGAAAACAACAACAAGGAGAAGAAGUUGGUGGAGCAAGAACAUCGAAACCUUGGUGGUGUGGAGAGGACCGAAGACUUGCAGGCCCCCCCCCCUAAAGCUUCGGUCACGGGACAGAUAUGUGUUGUACCAUGCGCUUAUCGUCUCUUUAGGACCUUCCUAUUAGUCGAUAGAGAAGCUCGACGUAAUAAACAAGAAAACCGCAGAGACCUUACCAACAACACUUCAACGUCAUCAAUGGUCAUGAGACUGAGAAUGGAUAUCGCUGAUCUAAAUCUUACUGACCUGUUCAUUGCUGAGAAACGAGAUCAGAAACAGCAACAACAGGAGGGCACGACAGUAUCUUCUACAGCUCAUAUUGGUUAUGAUGAGAGACUCGAAAAUCUAUGGUCUAGGAACGUUACUGUCAUUUUCCCGACCAUCUGCAUUGAUAGCAACAUGUUGUCAUCAUCGUUGUGA